Molecule: messenger RNA, 2175 nt
Organism: Aspergillus tubingensis
Lineage: Eukaryota; Fungi; Ascomycota; Eurotiomycetes; Eurotiales; Aspergillaceae
Exons: 1
Coding region: 1-2175 (724 amino acids)
Biological process (GO): transcription initiation at RNA polymerase I promoter; nucleolar large rRNA transcription by RNA polymerase I
Cellular component (GO): RNA polymerase I upstream activating factor complex
Molecular function (GO): RNA polymerase I general transcription initiation factor activity; rDNA binding
Source: RefSeq, a predicted model, not a curated record
AUGAGCAGCCCAACUCCAUAUGAACCAGACGAAGACGACGACGACACAUCGGAAUACAAGCUCAAGAUCAAGCGUUCACAAACAAGCGCCCCGUUACCGGUUCCUCCGUCAACUGGUCCCACUUCGUCGACAACAAAUCCACCCGUGCAAACGUCGAAGACGGAACGCAGAUCCGCAAGAGGCACGCGGGCCCAGGCGCUAGAGGAUCUACAAUUAUCGCUAUCGAAGGAGUCUGCGGAAGCAUACUCCAGCGUGCUUGCGGGAAUCAUCGAAGAUCAUGCGCCCGUCCCUACAAUCAACGGUGGUGAGAACCACAUUACAUCGCAGAAUGGAAUCGUGACCUGGACCCCAAAGGAAAAGGAGGUACUAUAUCAUGUUUUGGAUAGGAAGAGCAAGGAUGGGAUUCAAGAAAUAUCCCGUCAGCUGGGCUCGAAAUCUGAGCUUGAAGUUCAGGAGCAUUUGAACCUGCUCCAUACGGGCCUGGAAAGACAGCACCUGAAGGAUCGUCAUACUAGGACAAUUAUUCUAGGUGAAGUACCCGCAGCAGCUGAAAUAAGCAAGGACUGCUGUGAUGAGCUCGACCAAUACGCUGAAUUGGUUUCGAUGGAGGAGCAGUUGGCAGAAGAUGUCGCUGGAAAGCAGAAGCAUCAAGACCUGUGGAUCAUCAAUCGGGAGACAGCAGAAGAGCUUUCGCAGAAAGUCAAGUCCCAGGGCGCCGAUCCAAGUGCUAGCUCCAGUGCGCAUCUUACGGCUGAGCUCUUCAAUAUGAGAAAGUGGAUCCGGCUGUCAGAACGAUUCUUUAUGAAUUUUGGCGGUGCACGACUGGAAGACAAUUGGGCCAAUGUAGCCUUCGCGGAUGAAACACCGUCCAUGACUGCCGAUUCGUUCGCGGACUUCUACGCAUUGACGAUCAGUCUGACACGCCGUCUUGUUCAGUCAUCUCUUUUCUUCGCAAUGUCAAGGCUGCGGAAUAUGCGACAAACUGGCAAUCAAAAGGCGAACGUUGUGAGGUCUCGCGAUGUUAAGACUGCGCUGGACGUGCUCAACAUGCAACGGGACCGUUCCGACUACUGGGUCGGCCUGGCGCGGCGAUGCAGUUUGAAGGUAGAAGAUUCUCGUCAUCGAAAGGGGUGGAAAUCAAUACACAUGGAGCAUGAUGAGGUAGAGGAUAUCUUGUCUGGGAAGAUACCUCUGGAAUCAGAGUCGCGUGAGAGAAGUGCCUCGAGGGGAAGAUCGGGAAGUCGUGCUCCAGAGAACACGGAUGUUGAGGACCUAGAUUAUAGCGACGACGAGUCUGAAUACUCCGCGGCAUCAUCCGAGCUCUCUUCGCCUAUGUCGUCUCCAGGUGAAGAACAGUCAACGGAUCCAGAGGACGACCAUGCUGAACAAGUUGAUGGUCAGAUGAGCCGUCUUGAGGAAGUGGGACUAUGGAAGCUCAUUGGUGAGCCACCCCCACAGCCCCUCGAAACCCAAAUCCAAAAAUAUGAAGCGCAGGAUGCUGUCCCACGGAGGCCGGUUGGCCAGCGCAAGACAAAGGAGGACCUGGUCGAUUGGCGUGACAGGACCUUUUAUCGCAGCGAAUGGGAGGAAUACGGGCAUGAUCUUGUGGACCUAUACGACGAGCUUUCAGAAAACCGGCGGAAGAGGCGACGUUUCGACCAGACGGAUACAAAGCUUACAGAUCGGUUGAUACCGACUCCUGGUCAGCCGCGUGCCGGCCUUUUUGACACUCGUGUCAUGGAAAAUGACAGCGACCAUGCGAAUGACGAAGAUGACUACGAUGAAAUGCGGGUGGAUGAGCCGACACCAUCCAAAUCUGAAAUCGAAGAGUUUCCAGAUAGAGAAGGUACCUCCUCACAGGGCGAGAGUCCUAUAUCCGAACAUGCAUCUCGCCUGAUUGAAGAGCUUGGGGGUCAUCCAGAAGGGUAUCCGCCACGAAGAGACCUGAGAUCAGGCGUUAUGCUAGUCCCUUCCAAGGCCACGGAAGCAGAUAGUCCUCCACGUCGUCGCCUUCGCGGGGCGAUCAAGCCUGAAUCGGAUAGUGAAGCAGCGUCUAGUACUGACGACGAUCUACCUGAGCCACACGCAGCCUCAUCCGAAGAGGAGGAGACCGUUGAAGGCGAGGUGCCAUUGUAUUCCCACCCAAUGAGCCCAGCCGAUCCGGUGUCGGACUGA